CAGAGGAACUGGAGAGAAGCGACCGACCCUCAGUGGCCGAAGGUGUGGGACCAUGUUGGGAUUAAACGAGGUGGCUCUCCUGCUGUCCGUCGUGGCCUCGGUGGCUCUGGGCCAAGGACCCGUGAGGACCCGCGGCCCGUCAGACAGGACCAGGCGAGCGGCCCUCAACACGUUCACAGACGCGCAGGCAGCAGGCGUGACAGAGUGGACGUCCUGGUUCAACAUCGACCACCCCGGAGGCAACGGAGACUACGAGCGCCUGGAGGCCAUCCGUUUCUACUACAGGGAGAGGGUCUGCACCCGGCCCACCGCCAUGGAGGCCCGCACCACCGACUGGGUGGCGGCGGCGGACACCGGGGAGGUGGUCCACGCCAGUCUGGAGAAAGGCUUCUGGUGCAUCAACAGGGAGCAGGCCCGGGGCCGCGUCUGCUCCAACUACCACGUGCGCUUCCAGUGUCCCCCGGGUAGCAUGCAGAGCUACUGGACCAAUUGGAGCGAGUGGGGCGCCUGCUCGACCACGGCCUGCGACGACGUAGGCAUCAAGCUGCGCCAGAGGGAGUGCGUGAACACCCAGCCCAUGCCCCUCCUGCUGGUGCCGGCGUGCCUCGGGCACCACUCGGAGAGGAGGGAGUGCUCCAACCCGCCGUGCACCGCCAAGUGGGGUCCGUGGGGUCGGUGGGGCGCGUGUUCCGCCACCUGUGGUGUCGGCCGCAGGAUCAGGAGAAGGACCUGCGCGAGGACCUCGGAGACGGUGCGCUGCGCCGGGCGGCCCGCCGAAAUGCAGAAGUGCGGGAAGAGCCCGUGCCCAGCCAAAUGUCAGCUUGUGUGCACGGAGGGCCGCCCCAGCGAGGACUGCAGCCGGUGCACGUGCGACGACCACGUGCUGCAGGGAGACGUCCGCGCGGUGACCGGCGUCCCCGUGGCCGGUGCCCGGGUGGCCCUGGACAGCCAGCCCAAGGUGACCCGCGCCCUCACUGACGCCAACGGUCAGUUCAGGCUCGAGGGCGUCUGCUCCUCCGGCUCCACCUUGAUCUCCAUCCGCAAGGAGAAGUUCGCCCCGCUCACCGUCUCCACCUCCAGUAACGGCACGGCGAGGUCCUUGGUGCGGGCCGUCCUCAGAUCAGCCGAAAAGCCGUACAUUGUGAAGCACCCCGAGGACAAAGUGCGCCAUGAGGGAGGAAGGGCGAUGUUCUGCUGCAAGGCGACGGGAUCGCCAGCACCCGACAAAUACUACUGGUACCACAAUGGAACUCUUCUGGACAGGAAGCAGUACAAGUACGAAGAGGACCUCGUACUUCGGAGCCUGAAGCCGGAGCAGUCGGGGCAGUACUACUGCAAGACCAGCAGCUCUGCAGGCAGCAUCAAGUCCUCUCCGGCCCUCCUCACUGUAAUCGCAAAAGGAAAGCCAGCGUGCAAUUCCACCCCUGAGACGCACCUAAUCAGACUGCCGAUAGACUGCGUUCAACCCGGCACUGACUCCAUGCACUACAACGCCGGCCGCUGCCCUCACAACAAGUGCGCUGGCUCCUUGGACUUCGAUAUGCGCUGCAGGGACGAAGCCGGCUUCUGCUGCGGGGUCCAGGAUACGGAGAGUCGAAUCAUCGACUGCGGCAGCUACAGCCUCCCUAUCCGGGCCGUGACCCAGUGCAGCUGUCAAAAGUGCCCACAGCCCACCGUGCUGGUCCGCGGCAGAGUGGUCACAGCUGACAAUGACGAGCCUCUGCGAUUUGGCCACAUCUACAUCGGCAAAGAGAGGGCGGGCACCACUGGCUACCAAGGAGGGUUCACUUUGCAAAUUCCUCCCGAUACACAGAGAUUAGUGGUCAAUUUUGUUGACCCCACUGAGAGGUUUCUCGACACCCCGAAAGUGUUCAUCCUCGAUAAGAAAGGGGGGUCCAUCUACCACAAUGUGAAGGUGAUGAGAAAGCAGACUCCAAUUGACAUCAAUGCAGGAGAUUCCAACUCUAUCAGCCUUGGGGAAAUAGAAGGCGAAGACCCCAUUGGUCAGUUGGUGAUUCCUCCCAACUCCUUCCACAAGGACAACGGUGAAAUCUACGAAGGAACCGUCAAGGCCAGCGUCACCUUCAUUGACCCGAGAAACAUCACCACGGCGGCAGCGGCACCAGGCGAUCUCAACUUUGUGGACAGCGAGGGAGACAUGCUCCCUCUGAGGACCUAUGGCAUGUUCUCCGUGGACUUCAGGGAUGAGACCAACAAGGAAGUACUCGGAGCUGGAGGUGUUCAAGUUCUGCUCGACACGCAGCACAUCAAAAUGCCAGAGCACAUUCCCAAAAUGAAACUGUGGUCUCUAAACCCAGACACGGGAGUCUGGGAGGAGGAGAGUGACUUUGCCUACACCACAACCGCUGGGGGUCACGGGCGGAGCAAACGAGAGGAACGCACUUUCCUCAUAGGCAACAUGGAGAUCAGAGAACGUAGGCUCUUCAACUUAGACGUGCCUGAAAACAGACGCUGCUACGUCAAAGUGCGAGCCUACAUGAGCGACAAGUUCCUAGCUAGUGAACAGCUGGAGGGCGUGGUGAUCAGCUUGAUAAAUCUGGAACCUAAACCUGGAUUUUCCUCUAACCCUAGGGCAUGGGGCCGCUUUGACAGCGUCUUAACUGGAUCCAACGGGGCCUGUUUACCAGCUUUCUGCGACGCCCAGAGGCCCGAUGCCUACACAGCUUAUGUCACUGCGAUGAUGGGCGGGGAAGAACUUGAGGCAGCUCCCUCCGCCCCCAAGAUGAACCCAAACAUCAUCGGUGUGUCACAGCCUUAUCUGGAUAAGAUAGACUACCAGCGCUCUGACCACGAAGAUCCGGCUCUGAAGAAAACGGCCUUCAAAAUCAACCUGGCAAAGCCGAACCAAAAUAAUAUCGACGAGACAAAUGGGCCGAUAUAUCCGUAUGCGAACUUGAUAGGUUGUGAAAAUGCCCCCGUUGAAGCGAAUCAUUUCAGAUUCUUCCGAGUGGAAAAGGACAAGUAUGAAUACAAUGUCGUUCCCUUUGAGGAGAACGAUUUGACGACCUGGACGGGCGACUACCUCUCCUGGUGGCCUAACCCCCAGGAGUUCAGAGCAUGCUACAUUAAGGUCAAGAUUCACGGACAGAAGGAGGUGAUGGUCAGGUCGAGGAAUCUCGGAGGAACCCACCGAGAAACGAAAGGCCAACUUUAUGGCAUAAGAGACAUCCGCAGCACCCGGGACAUGCGAGAGGUCAACACCUCAGCGGCCUGUUUGGAGUUCAAGUGCAGCGGCAUGUUGUUCGAUCAAGCUGAGGUGGACCGAUCCAUUAUAGCAGUGCUUCCACAGGGAAACUGUCGCAGGACCGGCACCAACAGCCUCCUCCAGGAGUACCUCAUUAAACACCCACCGGUCGCUCAGAACAACGAGUCCCAAGGAUUCACCAUGUUGGCGCCCGUUGAUCCCCUGGGCCACAACUACGGCAUCUACACAGUCACAGACCAGAACCCCAGGGUGGCCAAGGAGAUCGCCAUCGGCCGCUGCUUCGACGGCACCUCGGACGGUUUCUCCAGGGAAAUGAAGACGGACUCCGGUGUGGCGCUGACCUUCAGCUGUCCGGAGAGGCAAAUCAACAGGGAAAGCCUUUUCCAACGGCUGCAGACCAACCCGGCUCAGACGCUGUCGCAGAUGGCGAGGAGCAUGAGGGAGUCGGAGGGUAUGCAGGCGCAGGGCUUGCCCACCCGGACGAUGGCCUACCCUUUAGAGCAGCAGGGCCGAACCCAGAGUCGAAGAGUUGCCCCUGCGACCAGACGGAGAGCGCCCGUGCGCACACCGCAGCGGCAAUAGAUCCUCCAAGCUCUUCCGUCAAGACCGAUGACGAUGCCUUUGAAUCAAGGGAAUAAAAGUUGCCCGUCUGUUGAGGAGUCUGAACUCCCUCUUGACUAUCGAAACCACGAAACGGAGGCAGAUGCCAAUUCAGCAAAAGAGUGGUUGAAAAUAAUCAUUAGACUUACUUGAAGGGUUCGGUAUAUUCAUUUCUUCCUUUCUUCCGAAAAGACAUGCGUCAUUUGACUGCGUGUACUACGGUCACCGGCGUUUACCUAAUUAACUUUGGUCUAAUUGUAUGUAUGAAUAGACUAAAUUAACAUUUCAGGAUGUGACUUUGAAAGUUACGACUUGGUGGCAUUUCACUCCCCCCACAGAACCCAAACCCCUGCCCAAUGUUUUUUUUUUUUUUUUU
This is a messenger RNA of Pungitius pungitius (ninespine stickleback), 4202 nucleotides long. It is a transcript of the gene cilp2, whose product is annotated as cartilage intermediate layer protein 2. The record is from RefSeq and is a predicted model, not a curated record. The coding region runs from base 53 to 3808 and encodes 1251 amino acids. Lineage: Eukaryota; Metazoa; Chordata; Actinopteri; Perciformes; Gasterosteidae. The transcript has 10 exons.